AUGGGUUUCGCCAAGGUCCUAAGAGGGAUCGUGCGCAACGAUGCGAUGCGUACCGAUCCCGACCAAAUUUAUAAUGCCAAAGUUAUGGCUCUUGUGUGCUCUGCGUGCUUUGGUGGUAUGUUGUUCGGUUGGGACACCGGCGCCAUCGGCGGUGUCCUCGCCAUGGACGCGACGAGAGACAAGUUUGGGUAUCUGCACAAGUCUAAAACCGACAAGUCCAACUUGGACCAGAAUAUCGUCUCGACGCUGCAGGCUGGUUGCUUUGCCGCUUGUUUUGUCACCUCUUGGUUCGCCGACCGAUUCGGCCGUCGAUGGAGUCUCAUUGGAUCAGGUAUCAUCACUACCAUUGGAGUUGUCUUUCAGGCUGCCUCUGCCGCAAAUGGUACUUUGGCACUCAUGUAUGUCGGCCGCUUCGUUGCUGGUCUUGGUGUUGGUGCUGCCUCAACUUUGACUCCCCUCUAUGUGUCUGAAUGCGUUCCUCGAGCAAUCCGAGGCGGUUUGACUGCUUUUUAUCAACUCUUCAUCGUUCUUGGCAUUAUGAUCGCCUUCUGGGUCAACUAUGGCUGCUUGCUUCACGUGUCAGCCCCGGCUGUCUUUAUUAUCCCCCUAGCUUUGCAAGCUCUCCCAGCUAUCUUUCUCAUUGCCGGCAUGCUCGUUUCUCCAGAAAGCCCUCGAUGGACUGCUCGAAAGGAUGACUGGGAGAGAACCACACAGAUCCUGGUCAGAUUGCGAGGACUUCCAUCCGACUCGGAGUACGUCUCUGGGGAGAUUCAAGAAAUGGUGGACCAACUCGAGAACGAACGCCGUCUGAUGGGCGAGGCCACUUUCAAGAGCUUGAUGAAGGAAAUGUGGCAGGUCCCUGCCAACAGACGACGUGCCAUCAUCGCCAUUGUUCUUAUGGUUUGCCAGCAGCUCACUGGUGUGAAUGCGAUCAACUACUAUGCUCCUCAAAUCUUCACAAACCUCGGUAUGAACGGAACUGAUUCAUCGCUAUUUGCUACCGGUGUCUACGGUAUCGUCAAGACUGUCGCUUGCAGCAUGUUCUUGCUUUUCAUUGCAGACUCCUUGGGCCGACGCAAGAGCUUGUUGUGGACCAGCCCAAUGCUGUUUGUCGUGCUGUUCAUCAUUGGUAUCUAUGGACGCGUGCAGCCCCCAGUUACAGGAGAACCAGUUUCUGCGUUCGGAUAUGUCGCAAUUACCUGCAUUUACCUCUGGGCAGCCAUCUUCCAGUUUGGCUGGGGACCCGCGUGCUGGAUUUUGGUCAGUGAGAUCCCGACUGCACGACUGCGUGCGAUGACCGUCGCUAUUGGUGCCGGCACACAAUGGCUGUUCAACUUCGUCAUGGCUCGAACUGUCCUUACUAUGCAGAACACCAUGGGUUAUAAAGGUUAUGGCAUGUUCUUCAUGUUUGGCAGCUUCGAUGUCCUCAUGGGUCUCUUCGUAUUUUUCUUCGUUCCUGAGACCAAGGGUCUUAGCUUGGAGAAGAUGGAUGAGCUUUUUGGCAUGACUGAGACCGUCAAGCAGCUGGAUGCUGAGCCAGAAGUCGGACGGCCUGUCAGCGUGCAUGAGGAUCGCCCCACGAAGUCUUGA
Molecule: messenger RNA, 1590 nt
Organism: Pochonia chlamydosporia 170
Lineage: Eukaryota; Fungi; Ascomycota; Sordariomycetes; Hypocreales; Clavicipitaceae
Product: MFS quinate transporter
Exons: 10
Coding region: 1-1590 (529 amino acids)
Biological process (GO): transmembrane transport; carbohydrate transport
Cellular component (GO): membrane
Molecular function (GO): carbohydrate:proton symporter activity
Source: RefSeq, a predicted model, not a curated record